Molecule: messenger RNA, 1835 nt
Organism: Entrophospora candida
Lineage: Eukaryota; Fungi; Glomeromycota; Glomeromycetes; Entrophosporales; Entrophosporaceae
Source: the annotation of a GenBank genome assembly
AUGGAAAAUAAUAAUGAUAAUAAAUAUAUUGCUGAAAUUAUAUCGAAAAUAUGGCCUGCUGGUAUUCCAUCUCAGAGCUCAUCCUAUUUUGCAAUGACAGUUGUAACUUUACUUCUAGAUCCUAAAUAUGGAACAGAUAUGAAAGACAAGCAUAUAAUAGCGAUGGAUGAUAUUAUUAUUGACUAUGACAAAUAUGAGAGAUUAGACAUCAGCAAAUCAAGUGGAUCAAGUGAUUCCAAUGAUGCCAGUGAUUCUGAGAAAUAUAGCAAUCAAAGUGAAAAUGAAAUAAUUAUUCUUCACACGCAUAUUAAAUGUAUUAUUAGUGGUCUAUUGAAUAACACUAUUUUCAUUAUAUUAUCAUCAGCUUCCUCACAACAGGUAAACAUAGAAUGCACACAUUAUGCAAAAGACUUACAAACAUACUGGCAGGGAGUGACCCAAGAACAUGAAAAGGAAAAUUUGAUUCCUGCUGUUGCUACCAUUUCACCAUUAUCAACUAUAGACUUGAAUAUUGGUGGGUCUCACCCAAAAAGGACAAUUGAUAUUCCUGCCAUAGAUAUUUCUGAAGCUUGUCAACUGAGUCAUCAUGGAAAAACUAAAAAGAACACUGAACUUAAUUUAUUUUUUUGUCAUGACAUUCUUUACGAACUCAAGAACAAGCCUAAUGCUUAUCCAUUCUGUGAAUGUUUUGAUGCAGAAAAACUGGAAGUUUCAGAUUAUAUCAAAGUUGUAAAGCAUCCGAUGGACCUAUUAACUAUAAAUUCAAAGUUAGAGAAUAAUCAAUACAUAAGCACAGAAGAAUUUGAGGAAGACAUUCAUCUAAUAUUUCAUAAUUGUUAUACAUAUUAUGAAGUUGGAAGUGAGGUUUAUUAUUUGGGCAAAGCAUUAGAAUCAGUAUUCAACAAAAAAUGGAUUGAAAACCAUAUUCCUCAAGCUAUACAGAAGGAUAUACCAAAGAUGGAUGAUGCUGGCACAGAUAGUUUGUUUAUUGAACUUUGGAAAAAACAAAGACAAAUGGACAAAACAGAACAUGAGUUACUAUCAACAAUACCUCCGCCUAUACAUUAUCCUGAUCUAAAUAAAAACACCACAUGUAUAACCAGUACUACUAUAUCAAGUACUGCUUGUACUCCAUCUCCAGUCAAGGGUUGGACAUCAUUUUUUGAGGAGAUUCAAUCUUGUGAAUUUGAUGAUAGUAUUAAACAAUACCCACAACUAUAUUUUAAGAAUUAUGAUAAGGAUUAUGAUAUAUCCAAUGAAGAAGAUGUCAGAGAUGCAUUAAAGCAUAAUAUAUUUGAUAGCCUCCACUUUAUUACGACAUCACAACAACUGACAGAAAUUUUCAAGCGUGUAUCAAAAGAAGAUAAUGUCAAUGGAGGUCCUGAUUUCAUCUAUAAACAGUUUGGCAAACUACUAUUAACAAUUGAAGUGAAGACUUUUUGGGUCUUACAUUUGGAAGAUAAUGAAUCUCUUCAUGAAAAAUAUGAAAAAGAUUUGAAGAGAAAAGAAAGUGAGACAAUACUUCCAAAUUCUGGUAGGAUUUCUGUGGUAGAUAUUAUACGUCAAAUUUUUGGAUAUUUAGUUGUUAACAAGUUACAAUAUGGCAUUCUUACAACCUAUAACCAACACUGGUUCCUUCGAAGGCCCAAAGAUGAACCAUGUGCUCUUGAAAUUUCCCCAACAGUAGAUAUACAAUUGCAGAAUCCUCCAAUUUUUAAGUGCUAUGCUUACAUACAGAAUCUGAACAACACCACCACAAUCACCACUAUCCAGUUUGAUGAUAGUAAUAGUUCAGAUAAUAACACCUCAGGAUCGGAUUAUGAGGAGACCUUAAA